AUGAGAGGAGCCGGGUCGGUCCUGCGAAUGCUGCAGUCGAAUAGCGAGGUUAAGACCAGACCAAAGUGCCGUUUCACCGAAAAGAUUGGCGGACAGACAGAUGCAGAUGCCAAAAGCGUGACCAUCAUCGAUGCGACGUCUGAAGUCUUAGUUGUCGCAACAUGGACGGAGCAGAUCGUGGAUAGUCUCGUUUUCUACGACGGCAGUCGUCGUUUUCAAGGUUCGGCGCGGCUCGCGAGUGAUUUACUCCCUCGCGUGUGUGGUCGGGACGUACCGCCUUCGUACGUCGUCUGA
This is a messenger RNA of Peronospora matthiolae, 294 nucleotides long. Lineage: Eukaryota; Oomycota; Peronosporomycetes; Peronosporales; Peronosporaceae. The record is from the annotation of a GenBank genome assembly.